UCCCCUCCUCCUCCUCCUCCUCCUCCGCCUCCCUCCCUGCCACGCACGGCUCGGGCCCGUCCCCGCCCGGCGGAACCAAGUGCCCCGUGCCCGUUGCCGGCCGGAGCCGAGCCCCGUUGGAGCGGGAGAUCCCUCAGGAUAUCCGGCGGCUGAAGCGGGGCGUGAGGGAUGGGGCAGCGCCUGAGGGGCGGCUUCCACAACGGCCGUCGGCUUCAGCGGGCCCUGCUGCUGUAGGGUCUCCACAGAACAGCCAUGUUUCGCCUCACGCAGCGGUGCUGCUUCCACACGCCCUUCGGGCUCCAGAAGUUAACCGGUCUCAGACUCCUACUGCAUGGGAAGAAUAAGACAACUCGCUCUUCUUCUAGCCUCUUUCCACAGAGGGAUGCUUGUCUUCUCUCCAGAUGUCCAAGCCUCAGCAGAGCAUCAGUGUACGCAGUCAAGCUCCAGGCUUUUCACACCUCUGUUCCUCUCCUAAAGAAAAAGCCCCCCCAAGAAUCUGAGACCCAAGAGUUGGGCCGGUUUCGACAAAGUAUGAAAUCACUGAAGGAUUCUCCAAAGCCAGCCCUUUACUUAAGCCUGGCGGGGCUUAUUCCAUUUGUUUCUGUGCCGCUGUCGAUGGUCGUCCAAGGGACCUACUACCCAGAGCUGGCGUUCACUCAGCUUACCUAUGGUGCUGUCAUCGUCUCUUUCCUAGGAGGAAUGAGGUGGGGGUUUGCUGUCCCGGAAAACAGCCCAGCUAAGCCAGACUGGAUGAACCUGGCUAACAGUAUGGUGCCUGCUCUAAUUGCCUGGCAAGCCUUGCUUUUUAAAGAUAUCACUGAUGGUGCAAUAAUGCUGGUAAUGGGCUUAGGGAUAGCACUGCAUUAUGACCUUUCCCUUCUUCCUACUUAUCCUAGUUGGUUUAAAGGACUGAGAAUAGUGGCAACGCUGGUGGCGGCAUUAUCACUGUUAGCUACUGUAGCACUGAAAGCUUACUCAGAGAAGAACCUAAUCAUCAGCAGAAAUGGAUGGCAGGACCCAAAACAAUAAAGCGAGAGGAAAAAGCUGUUUAUCUGCUAAUAAGGUAUUUGUAUGGAGGUCCAGGGAAAGUAAAGACUUAAUUAUGCUUAUGUCAUAAAAUGGCAUUAAUCGAGAUGCUUAUUUUGAAGCAAGUAAGUUCAUAGCAAAUUAGGAAGGAAGGAUUGCAAAUACUGAUCAUUUCCAAGGCAGGCAUGAAUCUGCUGUUGCCUGUAGAACAAAGCAUCGCUCUUCAGUGAGGUAAGAUGUCACUGUCAUAUUAAUUUAAUAUGGAGAUUCAUGUAAUACAGGUAUGAAGUGCUCUAUUCUGAAUGAUUAAAGUACCUGGUUUAACUAUAACAUGUGCUAAUGUUCUGUGGUAGGGAAAACAACCAUAGAGUCGUAAAUGUGUUCCAAACAAGGUGAAUGAAGUUUAGCAUUUAAAGAAAUGCAAUUGUGCAGAAAUACACCUUCAAUUCCUACUUUGUGGAAAUACAAGAAAAAAGAGAGACAAAACUUCCCUACCUUAUUUCAACUGAGACGUUUUAAAUGCUGUGUGACUGAGCACUAGUCAGGUAAGAAGGGAUAUGCAAGGCACAGGCAAGGUUUGUUUGCAGUGGCAAGUCAAGGUCAGCAUUUCCCUAAAAUGUCAUUCAGAUGCUGUGAUUUAGUAGGGACAGCUAGAGGGGAAAACUACCUUCAAGCACCACAAGAGAUGAAAGGUGAGCUUACUACUUAAAGGAGAGCCGGCCCUUCUGUUUCUAGAUUUUGUUUGGACUGAGGGUUACUUAAGUGAGGAAGCUGCAUGCAGUCAUGAAGAACCAUCUUAUUCCUCCUGUCAGGUGAUGCUUGGUAUGAUACGACACAAGGACUCUUGCUAGCGCUAAGGGAUCAGCUGAUAAAAUUGACAAAAGUUUGCGUGUCUUCCCUCCUCAACUCCAGUUUUAUUUGAACAACCCGGGCAGGUACAAACAGAAUUGCCCUAUCCUGUGAACCCUUUGUGAUUGACUGAUUAUUGAAAAAGACUGCAGGAGCAUAUUCUCUUCCUAACAUCAUUUAGGGGAAAAAUCAACAGCAGGAGUCAUGCUCAUUUCCUUUUCCAGCUGCAGCUACCUCAAGAAGAAAAAUAUACCCUCUGUGAGUUUAUUUACUGGAGCUUUUUUAUCCUACAUAUUAAGUACAGUGUAAGAUACAAGAAAAAAGCUGAAAUGUGACAUCUGUACAUGCUCUUAGGACCGAUUUAGUUAAUCCUCAUAGCUGUCUUAGAACACCCUUCUUCAGAGGUGUUCAAUGAAGAAUGAAUCAUCUACCGUAACUUAAAAUUUGUCAUUCUGCAAAAGAACAGUUUAAGAAACCUGCCUAUCCUCAAGACAGAGAUACCUGCUUAUUGCUGAAAGAGCAGCUUGGUACAUGAGCAUCUAACUUUCAUACCCUGUUGACUUGUACAUGUUAACAGCGUCAUAGCCUUGAAUUGGCAAUACAGUUAAGUGUUCUCUGAAUGUAAACAAAGUAAAAAUGAGUUCGUGACUAAAAACA
This is a messenger RNA of Anas platyrhynchos (mallard), 2532 nucleotides long. It is a transcript of the gene TMEM69, whose product is annotated as transmembrane protein 69. The record is from RefSeq and is a predicted model, not a curated record. Lineage: Eukaryota; Metazoa; Chordata; Aves; Anseriformes; Anatidae.